Molecule: messenger RNA, 1167 nt
Organism: Aspergillus fijiensis CBS 313.89
Lineage: Eukaryota; Fungi; Ascomycota; Eurotiomycetes; Eurotiales; Aspergillaceae
Product: 5'/3'-nucleotidase SurE
Exons: 3
Coding region: 145-1086 (313 amino acids)
Cellular component (GO): P-body
Molecular function (GO): hydrolase activity
Source: RefSeq, a predicted model, not a curated record
UGUCGGUGGAUUUCCCGUAUUUCAGAGCUAUCUUCCUUGCUCCUUGUUCCUUAUCUAUUGAUUCUAGUCAGCGGACUCCUUUGCUCCACUCCUUGGUGCACACUCAUAUUCAAAGCUUGCUCUGAACCACACAAAUCCCCACCCAUGCAUAUUCUAGUUGUCAACGACGACGGGCCCCCUUCGCGGGAUACAUCCCCAUAUGUGCAUUCCCUGGUUCACGAACUCCAAACCCAAGGACACAUCGUGACUGUGGUCUUGCCAAACCAGCAACGUUCCUGGAUCGGGAAAGCCCACUUCGUCGGGGAGGUGGUCAAGGCGACGUAUCUCUCCCCUGGCGAACUGUUCCAGUUCGAAGGCACCAAGCACCAAAGCCCUCCAGGACUAUCCAAUGGCACCACCAACAGCAGCAGCAUUGGGGUGCAAAAUCAACGUCCAUGGAUGCUGGUCAAUUCGACCCCCGCUGGUUGUGUGCAGAUCGGGCUGCAUCACUAUCACUCUUACCAGCAGGAGGGCAAGCCCAUCCCAAUCGACCUGGUGGUAUCGGGCCCCAACCUUGGAGCGAACGCCACAGCUCUCUUUUCCCUCUCCAGUGGCACAAUCGGCGGGGCCAUGGAGGCUGUCCUGUGUGGAAAGAGGUCCAUUGCUUUAUCCUUUGAGCCCGCUACAAAACACGACGCCUGCAAUCCGGUGCAGAUUACAGAUGCAUCUAGGCAUGCCGUACGUCUGAUUGAGCAUUUGUACCGCAGCUGGGACCAAUGCGUUGAACUCUACUCCGUGAACAUACCGCUGCAAUCUGCUCCCAGCGGAGACAGGAAGGUCGUGUGUACUCGGAUCCGACCGAACCGUUGGCUGGCAGCCAGUCCGUUUCAAGUUGUUUUGCCGUCGGGUGAUGCAACUACGCAGAACGCGGAUUCGCCUCUGCUACUGCGAUGGGCGCCGGACCUAUCAGAUAUCCACGGUAGUAUGGACCGCACCUCGGAUGCAGAUGAUGAUUGGGCAGUGCGUGAAGGAAAGACCAGUGUGACUCCGUUGAAAGCGAACUUCAUGCAUGCUGCCCAGUGCGAAGGCGAGAUUCACCUAGGGUAAUUUUCUUCAAGGUCGCUAGAGUACUAGAUAUAAUAGCAUAGGACGGGGUGGAAGGUGGUGACUAUCGACUAUAUAUGCUAG